CCAGACUCAGGUGUUCUCCUGCUCCCAGUGUCCUCUCUCCUUCACCGCCCAGAUCUACCUCCACAAGCACAUCAAGAGGUGCCACCAUGACCUGUACGUCUCUCUGCUGAGGAGUGGAGAGAUCAAGACCAGAGACUCUGUCCUCCUCUCGACCAUGCCCCAACACCACUUCCUCCCUCCCCCCGGUCCCCACCCAGGGAAGCAUGGACACGGAAAAGGCCAGACAUCACCACUGUGACCAGUGUGGGAAGAGCUUCAGUCUGUCAGGAAACUUAAAGAGACACCAGCGUGUUCACUCAGGAGAGAGGCCGUACCACUGUGACCAGUGUGGGAAGAGCUUCAGUCUGUCAGGACAUUUAGAGAUAAACCAGCGUGUUCACUCAGGAGAGAAGCCGUACCACUGUGACCAGUGUGGGAAGAGCUUCAGUCAGUCAGCAAGCUUAGAGACACACCAGCGUGUUCACUCAGGUGAGAAGCCGUUCCACUGUGACCAGUGUGGGAAGAGCUUCAGUCGUUCAGGAGACUUAAAGAGACACCAGCGUGUUCACUCAGGAGAGAAGCCGUACCACUGUGACCAGUGUGGGAAGAGCUUCAGUCAUUCAGCAAGCUUAGAGACACACCAGCGUGUUCACUCAGGUGAGAAGCCGUACCACUGUGACCAGUGUGGGAAGAGCUUCAGUCAGUCAGCAAGCUUAGAGACACACCAGCGUGUUCACUCAGGAGAGAAGCUGUACCACUGUGACCAGUGUGGGAAGAGCUUCAGUCAUUCAGGAAACUUAGAGAGACACCAGCGUGUUCACUCAGGAGAGAAGCCGUACCACUGUGACCAGUGUGGGAAGAGCUUCAGUCAUUCAGGAAACUUAGAGAGACACCAGCGUGUUCACUCAGGAGAGAAGCCGUACCACUGUGACCAGUGUGGGAAGAGCUUCAGUCGGUCAGGAAGCUUAGAGACACACCAGCGUGUUCACUCAGGAGAGAAGCCGUACCACUGUGACCAGUGUGGGAAGAGCUUCAGUCAUUCAGGAAGCUUAGAGAGACACCAGCGUGUUCACUCAGGAGAGAAGCCGUACCACUGUGACCAGUGUGGGAAGAGCUUCAGUCGGUCAGGAAGCUUAAAGAGACACCAGCGUGUUCACUCAGGAGAGAAGCCGUACCACUGUGACCAGUGUGGGAAGAGCUUCAGUCAGUCAGGAAGCUUAGAGACACACCAGCGUGUUCACUCAGGAGAGAAGCCGUACCACUGUGACCAGUGUGGGAAGAGCUUCAGUCAGUCAGGACACUUAAAGACACACUUUUGUUUUGGGAAGACUAGAGAUCCUGGACUCUAGAUCUCACUUAAUAAUCCAACUUAUAUAAACAUAGGAAAUGUAUGUAUUUGUAUUCAUUAUUUAAAGUAUAAUUGUACAUA
This is a messenger RNA of Osmerus eperlanus (European smelt), 1408 nucleotides long. RefSeq names its product zinc finger protein 239-like. Bases 204 to 1328 code for a protein of 374 amino acids. NCBI's taxonomy places the organism in Eukaryota, Metazoa, Chordata, Actinopteri, Osmeriformes, Osmeridae. The transcript has a single exon. The record is from RefSeq and is a predicted model, not a curated record. Gene Ontology annotation, biological process: regulation of transcription by RNA polymerase II. Gene Ontology annotation, molecular function: DNA-binding transcription factor activity, RNA polymerase II-specific; RNA polymerase II cis-regulatory region sequence-specific DNA binding.